GAGAGUCACACACGCAGAUUAGCUUGAGCUAAUCACGGGAUUCUCCUCCUCUUCCACCUGGGAGGAAAUCCCAGCGGUGACAUAAAAAGAGUCCCACCCACGGGCGAGCACACAUAUAACGCUUGGCAGCAGCCGGGCGCUACUUCAACGCUUCCCAACGCUUCCGCGACAUCUUCAGCUGUCAAGCAUGGGCAACGAGCACGCCAAGGCCAAGGUCGAGGUCGAGGAUGAAAACACUCAGCCCGCUCAGGAAAAUGGAGGAGUCGGCGGCCUGACGGUCGACAUCACCUCCAACGGAUUGGACAUCGAUGUUAACAGCGAGACGUCAGUCCAACCCACGGGCAAGGCAGCGGCUGCCAACCCCCUGCAGGAGCCUGACUCUGCGACGGAACCUUCACCCGCUUCUCCUGAAGUCGAGCAGUGGAAAGUUGACAAAGUGAAUCUUCUUGACAAACUAUUCCCGAAGAAAGCAGAACCGGAAGCGACAGUUGAUCCCAAGAACGUCGAUGAGGAUGAAAGACGGAACGAUGGGAAGGAUGGAAGUCGUUCGGACGCUCGUAUCGAGCCAGAACCCAAUUUGAGCAGAGAAGAAGCCGAGCCCAAAGAGGAGUCGGAAUGUCGGCACGGCAACGCAGGAACAUCCACGCAGACGGACGGAACAGACGACACGGAGAUUCGGACGCAGACGGGAGAUGAAGAGGACACGAUGCUGGCUAACGUGUUCGAUGCCACAGAAGCAGGCAGACAUCUCGGUGACUACGAUAUUGUCGUCGCAGAAGAAGCGGUGGAGGACAGCUCCCAGGAGGAGGCCAGCUCCCAGGAGGAGGUCAGCUCCCAGGAGGAGACCAGCACCCAGGAGGAGGCCAGCACCCAGGAGGAGGCCAGCUCCCACCAGGAGGCCAGCUCCCAGCAGGAGGCCAGCUCCCAGGAGGAGGUCAGCUCCCAGGAGGAGGCCAGCUCCCAGGAGGAGGCGUCGCCGAGCAACCAGGAGGGAAUCAUCAUUGAAGAAAUCACAGUGGAGAACUUUGUUUAUGAGAACAUUGUCUUCACAAAUGAUGGCGAUGCCAGGAAUCCUGAGGAACCGGAUCCAGAAUCCAUCCCAGAAGUAGCCCAGGAGGUCAAAGUGGAAGAUGGAGAAGCAUCCUGUGGAUCACCGCUGACUGAAGCUGAGGAUGAUGUUGUCCUGCGUGACAUCAGAGAAGGAAACGUGAUCAGAGUAAUGGAGACCAUCUCAGAGGAGGAGGAACAUUCCAUCCUGGAGACACCGGAGCCAACGGUCCAGGAGGACAUUAUCAAGAUCUCAAAUGUACUCAAAGAACCUUCAGAGAGGCGCGAUGCUUGUGAAGAUGAACUGUCAACCAUUGAUGAAGUUCCUGAGGAACAUCUGGACGACGCUGGGUCUGAACUUGCAGAAGGAAACAAAACUGCAAAGGAGACGCAAGCGGAAGCGGUCGAUGUCCUCUCUGCAAACCCAGACUCUCAGGAACCCAGCACUGAUAUCCACCUGGAGGUCAUCCACUCUGAGGAAUCUACACCCAAGGAAACCGAGGCAGUCUUGGAAAGUGUUGAAGAUCAACCCGUCCAGGAAUCAUCUUCUGAAUCACAGGACAAAAUCCCUGCAAUCUCCACUGAGGAGGCCAUCAUUCCUGCUCAAGUUGAGGAAUCUACAAAGAAAGUCCAAGGAAGUGCGGAUAAAGAUCUUCCUACCAUCCGAGUAUCAGACGCAUCUGAAGAUGCUGAAGGUUCUGCAAUCCCAGACAAGUCACAUGUGAAGAUCAAAGACGAGGAAUUUGCACAGAAGAAAGCCGAGACUGUCCUGGAAAACGUUGCUGAAGAUACACCUGCCCAGGAAUCUUCCUCUGAAGGUAAAGCUGUGGUAGAUGUCCCUUCUUCUGAGUCACGUCACAAAAUCCCUCCAAUCCCCGCUGAGAAGAUCAUCAUCCCUGCUGAAGAUGAGAAAUCUACAGAAAAGGAAGUCCAAGGAAGUACAGAAGAAGAUACACCGAACCAAGAAUCCUCCUUGACAGAAAGAUCUGAAGGUAUGAUGGCAGAAGCUGGAGGUUCCAAACACCUCGCUGAUAUCCCAGCAAUCCUACAGCCACCCGUGGAAGAGAUCUCCAUCCCUGCUGAAGAUGAGGUCCACCAUGAGGAUCGUAAACAGGAAAAAGUGGAUCUCACCAUCGGAGGACCAGUUGCAGAAGGAUCUGAAGAUGCCGAAUGUCCCACAACAGUCAACGGAAUCCCAGACCACUCAGAGUCCCAUGUGGAGGUCUUCAUUCCUCCCAAAGACGAGAUCCGUUGUGAGGAACCGACACAGAAGCCAACUGAGGCAGUCCUGGAAAGCGUUGCUGAAGAUACACCUGCCCAGGAAUCAUCUUCUGUUGGUGAAGCUGGGAUCCAUGUUCCUUGUUCGGAAUCACGUCACCAAAUCCCUGCAAUUCCCGCUGAGGACACCAUGGUUUCUUCUCAAGGUGAGGAAUCUACACCAAAGCAGGUCCAAAGAAGUAUGGAUGAAGAUACGCCUAACCAAAGAUCUGAAAGUAUUGAAGCAGAGGCUGGAAGUUCUGAACAACCGUCUGAGAUCCCAACAAUCCUAUCUCCAACUGCUGAAGAUGAGGCCUGCUAUGAUGAUUGCAAACAGGAAGAAGUGGAUCUCACCAUCGGAGGAUCAGUUGCAGAAGGAUCUGAAGAUGCUGAAUGUCCCACAACAGUCAACAGAAUCCCAGACCACUCAGAGUCCCGUGUGGAGGUCUUCAUUCCUUCCAAAGACGAGAUCUGCUGUGAGGAACCGACACAGAAGCCAACUGAGGCAGUCCUAGAAAGCGUUGCUGAAGAUACACCUGCCCAGGAAUCAUCUGAAGAUGAGGCCUGCUAUGAUGAUUGCAAACAGGAAGAAGUGGAUCUCACGAUCCGAGUAUCAGUUGCAGAAGGAUCUGAAGAUGCCGAAUGUUCAGACCACCGUGAGGAAUCUGCAGUUCCAGAACCUGCUGGAGAAGAUUCCACUGGAGGCCAACUUUCUGAAUCAUGUGAAGCUGAAAAUUCCGAAGCCAACCCUGCGACAUCGGAAGUCCCUAAAGAGGAGCAGGCGAGUCCUCGUGAUGAUGAAGGUGUCGCCGCAGUGGAGAUAGUUGUUGAGGCUCCUUCAGAGACCUCCACACUUUGUGAAAUCAAGAAUGGCCUGCCAGCAGAACCACCAGGAGAAGAGGAUCUGGGUUCUUGCAGUUUAGACCAGGAGGAACCAGUGGAAGAGAAUACGGACCAUAGCGAAGAAGAUGAGGAAUAUGCCGGUGACGAGUCUCGAUCCAAAACCUUCACGGAGAAUCCAGUUCCUGAAGAAGCCAACGACUGCCAUAAUUGUUUAGCUGCUUCGGAGUGCCUCAGGGUUGUCAUUGAGGAGGUCUUUGGAAAACAUCAUCCAGGGGACCCCGCUGAAGCUCACCCUAGUUUUGGGCCAUCAAAGGAAGAACCGCCAGAGGUUGACUCAAGCGAGGUGAAGCCGACUGAAGACUCCUCAGACCUGAAUCCAGACCAUGAGGAGCCCACUGAAGCUUUACUUGCGGGGUUGCGGUCUUCGUGUAGGUCGGUGGUGGAAGACUCUUCCUACAGACUCCACGCUUUGGAGGUAUCUUCAUCGGGUGGUGAGAUUACCAUGGUCCUCCAAGUGUCGCCGCUAGAAGAUCCGCAGUGAGAUGUGGAAAUGGAUGCUAAGCUAGUUAGCUGUUAGCUCCUCUUCACCGUUCCAGAUGGUAUGGUUGUGUUUGUAAAUAUGGAGUUCAUCUUCUCACCGACUGAUCCUUCACAAUAAAAGUAGAACUUCUUGGAACUUCUUUUGUUUCCCUUUGAAUUCUCAUCACUUUGGAGAACACGGUGGGGGGUAGUCCAGGACUGGGGGGGUACCAGACCACCUAAUUCAGGCAGUUCGCUCUCUAUGUGGCCGGAGAGAAUUGCUGGACUGGUUGGACUGGUUUCCAGUGAAGAAGCAGAUUCCAUUAUGGAGAGAAGUUCUGGACGCAUCCACGCCGUCGAGGAGAUCCGCUUUGGUGGAUGCAGGAUCAGGUCUCUGACCGCAGACGAUGUGGUCCUGCCGGCUUCAUCUGGUUCACAGACCAGUGUGAAGCGUCUGGAAUGGGAAUCAGGACCUCCAAGUCCGAAUCCGUGGUUCCUUCUCGGAAAAGAGUGCAGGACCACGUGGGAGAGACUAAGUCCCUCAACUGGCCUGGGAAUGCCGCAGGAUCCACCAGGAGGAGCUGGAUGAAGUACCCAAGGAGAUGGAAGUCCGGGCUUAUGAAUUAUAAAGUCAAAAUAUUAUUGCAAUAAAGUCAGAAUUACAAGAAAAAACUUUGAAAUUUGUAAAAAAAAACAAAAAAAAAACACUGAAGUCAAAAUAUUAAGAGAAAAAAGUCCUAAUUUUAUUAAUUUUAAUAGUUUUUUAAAAGUUGAAAUAUUAAAUAAGAAAAUUUUCACAAGGCAUAAUAUUUUGAGAAAAUGAGUAAUUAGUAAUUUAGCAAUAAGUCAUAAUAUUAUGAGAUUAAAGUCAUAAUCAUGAGAAUAAAUAUUGGAAUGGAAAAUAGAAAAAACAACACAACAAUAGAAAAUUCGGCAUUAAUUUUAGAAGAACAAAGACAAUUAUUAAGAAAAAAAAUAUUACGCUGAAAAGGCUAAGAGGAAAAAUAAGAUGGAUUUAGUGGCAUAAAAUGAAUAAAUUCAUAUUUGAAAGUCAAAAUAUGACAAACAAACAAAAGAAAAUAAAGUUGUCAUUUUUGGAAAACUAGAUUGGGGAAAAUGUUGUGAUAUUAUGAAAACAAAGUCCAAAUACUUUUGCAUAGUUUAAUAUUUUAUUUUUUAAUAUUUUAAUACAUUUUUUUAAUGCAGAUUAUUUGCAAAGAAAGGUGAUUUUUUUUUUUUAAAUACAGCAAAAAUUGGGUAAAAACCCAAAGUUGAUGCUAAUAACAUCUUGAAAUAUACCACUCAUCUAAAAAUAUCACUUAUUAGAUCAAAGUGGCAAAGUCGCGUUUGACCUUUUGACCCCUGCUCGAAAUGGUCUUCAACGCGUCCAAAAACACGGACUCCACGUUGACUUAGUUCAAGGCCAGCCACGUCGCACCGGGACAAGCAAGGGAUUGGGAUUUGGGAUAUAAUUCCUGCGACGUGACCGUCCGACAUAGUUGACUAUCAAUGAGCGUGUGGGGGGGGGGGGCGUGCAUUGUGAUAAAAGAGCCAUUGUUGGCAGCAGCAGUAGGCAGAGGCACGGUUGGAAUGGUGGCGCUCUCUCAAUGCCGUGAUUAAGACGCCGGACCGCACCACGCCGCACUCCCUGCUCUGCCACGGCGUAACCCUCAGACGGCUAACUGUGUCUGUGUGUGAUGCCGCUUAGGAGCCCGCUAACUCCCAGCCAGAGACACUGACGCAGCCGCCGACCCCGCAGACCCCGCAGACCCCGCCGACCCCGCAGACCCCGCAGACCCCACCAGUCGCUUGGCAGCAAACUGACGAGGCUGACGGCCCGGCGGCAAGA
Doryrhamphus excisus (bluestripe pipefish) is the source of this 5515-nucleotide messenger RNA. Lineage: Eukaryota; Metazoa; Chordata; Actinopteri; Syngnathiformes; Syngnathidae. The record is from RefSeq and is a predicted model, not a curated record.